CGUGAUCUCCGUGUCAGCGCACGUCCCCGGAAAUCUUGUGUAAACGGGCGUCCAAGGGAUAGAGAGUGCUUCCUGGAGCACAGAGGAGGACAGAAAUCAUGUGACGGCGGUGUUCUGAAGGAGUUGUUUUUGAAGCCGUCCCUGAAGUGACAGCAGACAGCCACGAGCCCUGCGCUACGGAGAACCAGGCAGCCCAGAGAGUUGGGCAGCUGGAGCCACUUUGCCAGGUGUUCAGGUCUGACCCUGCAGGUGGCGCGAGCGGUGUGGCUUUUGAACUUACGUGAGAAAAGGGUUCAUCAUGGCGGAUGACCUAAAGCGAUUCCUGUAUAAAAAGUUACCAAGUGUUGAAGGGCUCCAUGCUAUUGUUGUGUCAGACAGAGAUGGAGUGCCUGUUAUUAAAGUGGCCAAUGAUAAUGCUCCAGAGCAUGCUUUGAGACCUGGUUUCUUAUCUACUUUUGCCCUUGCAACAGACCAGGGGAGCAAACUUGGACUUUCAAAAAAUAAAAGUAUCAUCUGUUAUUAUAAUACCUACCAGGUGGUUCAAUUUAAUCGUUUACCUUUGGUGGUGAGUUUCAUAGCCAGCAGCAAUGCCAAUACAGGACUAAUUGUCAGCCUAGAGAAGGAACUGGCUCCAUUAUUUGAAGAAUUGAGACAAGUUGUAGAAGUGUCUUAAUCUGACCGUGGUUUUGAUGUAUACCUUAUCUUCAGUAUAACAGACAUAAACAAUAUCAAUUUAGCAAUCUUGAGACCACAACAAUGUUUGUAUCCAUGUACUCAACAAAGGGCCCCUUUUCUACCUUACACUAAAGAGUCUACAGAGACCGAUCGAUUGCUAUCUUUUCUUGUAUAGAUCUUGUUUACUGAGACCUGGGGAUACCGCAGAAAGGGUUCAGUUUAUCGCAGCUCCCAUGGAGUUAGUCCAGUCACCAAAUCUGCAUGGGAUUCUGUUUGGUGGGUCAGAAUCAAAAUGUUACCUUGAUCCACCUGAACCAUGCAGUGCUCCCUCUUGUACAUUCUGCUGGGCCUGCAGAAUGAAGUCGAUCCUUUUUAUUGUGAAUAAUAAUGAGGACAUAUUUUUCUUCAUAUUGUUUUAUUUCUUUGCAUUGAGUGUGGGGAAGAUAAAAUGGCAUAGUAAAGUAAUAAAAUCAGUACAAUCACUAACUUUCCUUUGUAUAUAUUAUUUUGCAAUAUAGAUGAGUAUUACUAAUUGAUUUGAUUCUCCCCAGAGGGUGCUGCUGUUUAAUGAAAAUGAUAGCUGAUGGUUUUCCCCCUCUCUGCUUUCUAUAACCAAUCAGUGUUUUAAUGUUUGUGUGUUCUUUAUAAAAUUUAGGUGUAAUUCAUUAUUGAACUGUUUCCAAUAUUGAUAUGUAUGUAAACAUGAUACUACAACCAUUUUUUUCAAUAUAUAAGUAUAAAUAAAAUAGUAUUUUUAAAA
Phyllostomus discolor (pale spear-nosed bat) is the source of this 1435-nucleotide messenger RNA. RefSeq names its product late endosomal/lysosomal adaptor, MAPK and MTOR activator 3 (gene LAMTOR3). Gene Ontology annotation, cellular component: Ragulator complex. Lineage: Eukaryota; Metazoa; Chordata; Mammalia; Chiroptera; Phyllostomidae. The transcript is spliced from 7 exons. The record is from RefSeq and is a predicted model, not a curated record. The coding region runs from base 299 to 673 and encodes 124 amino acids. Gene Ontology annotation, biological process: cellular response to amino acid stimulus; positive regulation of TOR signaling.